This is a messenger RNA of Lathyrus sativus (Indian pea), 1677 nucleotides long. The record is from the annotation of a GenBank genome assembly. Lineage: Eukaryota; Viridiplantae; Streptophyta; Magnoliopsida; Fabales; Fabaceae.
AUGGCUUCACGGAGAAUCGUUUCGUCUUUGGUACGAUCUUCCCUCCGUCCAUCUCCAUCCAAAUCCUCCAUCACCGCCUCAACAUCGAGACUCUCUUCUCAAUCACGUCCUUCUCCGUCCCCUUCCGCUUACUUUCUCAGCCGUGUAACGGAAUACGCCACCGCGGCUGCCGCUGCAGCUCCCGCUCCUCCUCCGGUUAGGAAAGUUAGCGGCGGUGAUGGAAAGAUUACUGAUGAACGUACAGGAAAAGGUGCCAUUGGACAUAUUUGUGCAAUCAUUGGUGCUGUAGUGGAUGUGAGAUUCGAAGAUGGAGUGCCUCCGAUCCUUACCGCGCUUGAGGUUCUUGAAGGCUCGCAACGGAUUGUGUUGGAGGUUGCUCAACAUUUAGGUCAGGGUGUUGUUAGAACUAUUGCUAUGGAGGCUACUGAAGGUGUUGUUAGAGGAUGGCGUGUGCUCAAUACCGGCUCUCCCAUUAGUAUUCCGGUUGGCAGGGCCACCCUUGGACGCAUCAUGAAUGUUAUUGGAGAACCUAUCGACCACAAAGGCGAAUUCAAAACCGAGCAUUAUUUGCCCAUUCAUAGAGAGGCUCCUGCUUUUGUUGAGCAAGCAACUGAACAGCAGAUCCUUGUUACUGGUAUCAAGGUUGUUGAUCUGCUUGCACCAUACCAAAGAGGAGGAAAGAUCGGGUUGUUUGGUGGUGCCGGUGUAGGAAAAACUGUGCUUAUUAUGGAACUUAUCAACAAUGUUGCCAAGGCUCAUGGUGGUUUCUCUGUUUUUGCGGGUGUUGGAGAAAGAACACGAGAGGGGAAUGAUUUGUACAAAGAAAUGAUUGAGAGUGGUGUCAUUAAGUUGGAUGAUAAGCAGAGUGAAAGCAAAUGUGCUCUUGUGUAUGGUCAAAUGAAUGAGCCACCUGGUUCUCGUGCUCGUGUUGGACUUACUGGACUCACUGUCGCUGAACACUUCCGUGAUGCUGAAGGACAAGAUGUGCUUCUUUUCAUUGACAACAUUUUCCGCUUUACUCAAGCAAACUCAGAGGUGUCUGCUUUGCUUGGUCGUAUCCCAUCCGCGGUUGGUUACCAACCAACAUUGUCUACUGAUCUUGGAGAUCUUCAAGAGCGUAUUACAACCACCAAAAAGGGUUCAAUUACCUCUGUCCAAGCUAUCUAUGUGCCUGCUGAUGAUUUGACAGAUCCUGCUCCUGCUACCACCUUUGCUCAUUUGGAUGCUACAACAGUGUUAUCAAGACAGAUCUCUGAGCUUGGUAUCUAUCCUGCUGUCGACCCAUUGGAUUCCACAUCUCGUAUGCUUUCCCCACUUAUUUUGGGCGAGGCACACUAUGAAACCGCCCGUGGUGUACAGAAAGUACUUCAAAACUACAAGAAUCUCCAAGAUAUCAUUGCAAUUUUGGGAAUGGAUGAGCUCAGUGAAGACGAUAAAAUGACUGUUGCCCGUGCCCGUAAAAUUCAGCGAUUCUUGAGCCAGCCUUUCCAUGUGGCUGAAGUUUUCACUGGUGCCCCUGGCAAAUAUGUUGACUUGAAGGAGAACAUUGCUAGUUUUCAGGGUGUGUUGGAUGGAAAAUACGACUCCCUUUCAGAGCAGGCAUUUUACAUGGUUGGUGGUAUUGAAGAGGUCAUUGCAAAGGGAGAGAAGAUUGCUAAAGAAAAUGCUGCAUCUUAA